Messenger RNA from Caenorhabditis remanei, 1050 nucleotides. RefSeq lists its product as uncharacterized. NCBI's taxonomy places the organism in Eukaryota, Metazoa, Nematoda, Chromadorea, Rhabditida, Rhabditidae. The coding region runs from base 1 to 1050 and encodes 349 amino acids. The record is from RefSeq and is a predicted model, not a curated record. The transcript has 6 exons. Gene Ontology annotation, molecular function: GDP phosphatase activity; UDP phosphatase activity; calcium ion binding. Gene Ontology annotation, biological process: proteoglycan biosynthetic process.
AUGUGGCUGCUCUUCGUGUUUCUCUUAGGAACCGUAUCCAUAAUAUCUGCAGCCGAAACAAAGAAACCAAUAUGUGAGGUGAUUGAGGUGGAUCCAGAAAACAAUAGUGACAUGUUGCUUCCUCUUGCUAUUAUUACCGACAUGGAUAGUAAAUCUAAACUAGUUGAUAACUGGUACAGCACCAUCCGCUACGGAGCACUUGCAUUUUCACAGAACAGAACUUCAUCGUUCAUUCACUGGUUGGGUGGAAUCAACAUCACCUCUAACUUCAACUUUAAUCAAAAAUCAAUGGAGAUGAGUGACCUGAAGAUCUUCCGUAAUAGACUUCUUUCGGUUGAUGACAAGCUUGGUGUCGUUUACUGGCUGAGAAAUGGAACUGCAAUUCCUUGGGUUAUCGCAUCUACUGGAAAUGGUUCAUCAAGCACACCGUUUAAAGGAGAAUGGAUGACUAUCAGAAACGGAGAUCUUUAUCUUGGAAGCAGUGGACAUGAGGUUGUAACAGCUAAGGGAGAAUACAUUAGUGAUGAUGAGAUGUAUAUCAGAGUCAUUUCUGGAAAUGGAGCUAUGGUGACUGAAGACUGGACAUCUAGAUUCGUAAAACUUCGUAGAGCUGUAGGAAUUCACUUCCCUGGUUUUAUGAUCCACGAAGCUGUUCACUGGUCAGAUAUUCAUAAGAAAUGGUUCUUCCUUCCGAGAUACGCUUCUAAACUUCCGUUUGAUGCGGCUAAUUUCCAUGAAACUGGUGCCAACAUGCUUCUCAGUACUUCCGAUUGCUUCUGCGACACAAAAGUAGUUUACAUCGGAAAGAACGAAAUUCACAGAGGUUUCAGUGCUUUCCAAUUUAUCCCAGGAACUAACGAUGAGAUCAUUGUUGCUUUGAAGACUUCAGAAGUACCAGCCGAUCCAACAAAACCGUUUGAAAACAAGAUUUUCUCCACUUGGAUCACUAUUUUCAAAAUUGAUGGAACCGUCAUCCUGGAGGAUUUGGCUCUUGAAGAUGGAAUUAAGUAUGAAGGAAUCGAAUUUGCUAAUGUUUUCCAAUGUUUGUAA